CAGCGCUUUGCGUUCCGUUACGAUAAAAAAACAUCAGCAGUAACAGAGACUCGACUCUUGAAGCCCGUCCUUGGAGAAACAUGGCUAACAAUGCGUCUCUUGAGCAGGACCAAAAUCACUGCUCAGCCAUCAACAACAGCAUCCCCCUGACACAGGGCAAGCUCCCGACUCUAACCUUAUCUGGAAAGAUCCGAGUGACGGUGACUUUCUUCCUUUUCCUACUCUCUACUGCCUUCAAUGCCUCUUUCUUGGUAAAGCUGCAGAAGUGGACCCAGAAGAGGAAGAAAGGAAAAAAGCUCUCAAGGAUGAAGGUGCUUUUAAAGCAUUUGACCUUAGCCAACCUCCUGGAGACUCUAAUCGUCAUGCCGCUGGAUGGGAUGUGGAAUAUCACCGUGCAGUGGUACGCUGGAGAGUUCCUUUGCAAAGUUCUCAGCUAUCUGAAGCUCUUCUCGAUGUAUGCCCCAGCCUUCAUGAUGGUGGUGAUUAGCCUGGACCGCUCCCUGGCCGUCACUCAGCCCUUUGCUGUCCAAAGCAACAGCAAGCUUGAACGGUCUAUGAUCAGCCUCGCCUGGAUUCUCAGCAUUGUCUUUGCGGGACCACAGUUAUAUAUCUUCAGGAUGAUCUACCUAGCCGACGGCUCUGGGCCAGCGGUUUUCUCGCAAUGUGUGACCCACUGCAGCUUUCCGCAAUGGUGGCAUGAAGCCUUCUACAACUUUUUCACCUUCAGCUGCCUCUUCAUCAUCCCUCUUCUCAUCAUGCUAAUCUGCAAUGCCAAAAUCAUCUUUGCCCUCACACGAGUCCUUCAUCAAGACCCACGCAAACUACAGCUGAAUCAAUCCAAGAAUAAUAUCCCAAGAGCUCGACUGAGAACUCUAAAGAUGACAGUGGCAUUUGCCACCUCCUUUGUCAUCUGCUGGACUCCCUACUACGUCCUAGGAAUCUGGUACUGGUUUGAUCCGGAAAUGUUAAACAGGGUGUCAGAGCCAGUCAACCACUUCUUCUUUCUCUUUGCUUUUCUAAACCCGUGCUUCGACCCACUUAUAUAUGGGUAUUUCUCUUUGUAAUUGGGAGACUGCCCAAGCACUCGUGCUGAAACCCAUACACGGGAUAACUUAUGUCACCGGUUGAGAAUAAGCUCAAAGCUUGCAACACACCUAUGUGCAAGCAAGGUAGGGUUCGGGUUCAGGUUAGCAGCCUUGUCCGUGUACAGAGUUUGUUGUUAGAGCUUUGGAAGGCCUUCCAAAAUAACUGAAAUCUGUCCUUAAUCAGAAGCUUCUAAACUAGCCUCAGCCUUGCCUCAUGAUUUAUUGCCUCCCAUUUGGGAUUCUUUACUUCCUCCUUACAUAAUAAUGUAUAGAUACUUUAAAUGACUACAUCCUAAGGUAAAAAGUACCAAAAAGUAAGGCCAGGAAAGCCCAACAUAUUCACAACAUCAGCUUAGUUUGGGGAGUUGGUUGUUUUUUUGUUUUUUGUUUUUUUUCUCAAAGGGGGCUGAGCAUCCAUAACACCCCUAUCCCAACACCUAGAGCCCACAGAGAGCAGAAUCGCUGCCCCAAACCAGAUGCUGCUCCAAGACCUAAAGCCCAGAGACAGAAGGAUCCCUGUCCAGAGGUUAGCAGGAAAUAUUGACUGACACUAUCCCAGCCUAAGGCACAGAGGCAGGAGACUCCCUCACUGCCCAUAGGCCAGCAGCAGUAGCAGCUGAUGUUAUCUAUCCCGGCCUAGAGCACAGACAGAAGAGAAUCACUGACCAUGGGUCAAAUUUUAACUGCAAUGACUAAAAGACUUAAUUUUCUCUUUUACUUUAAAAGCCUUUCUGAUUCUUAUUCAGCAACAAAUCCCACCAGCCCAGCCGGAUUAUUUACAUGAUACAAAUUAAUCCCAUUUACAUGCUACAUUGUGACACAUCCCUACAUAGUGGGGGUAUUCAAAAGGGAUAGUUUUUUUUUCAUGGGCUGUUAGAAUAUUUCACAGACUAUACGACAUGUGUGGUUUAUGUCAACUGACUGCCAUGAAUAGUGGUUUAAUAUAAUUCAGAAAAUGCCUAUAGUAAUUAUCUUGCAAGCAUAAUAUACAAUCCACUUUAACAAUAUGGUGGAACGUUUGUCUAUCUCAGCCUGCCGAGUCAUGCCCCACAGAUAAAUGAGGAAAGUCAAUAAAAACAGUAAGCAAAUAUACAAACAAAAAAGAGGGGCUUUGAUGUAUUAAAGGAGCUCAAGGCAGGAAGCCAUACAAUUUCCCCUAUACAGACCAAAUACAACAGCACAGAAUACUAGGGAGGAGAAAAGUAAAACUGUACAUGUGAAA
Rattus rattus (black rat) is the source of this 2307-nucleotide messenger RNA. RefSeq names its product gonadotropin releasing hormone receptor (gene Gnrhr). The record is from RefSeq and is a predicted model, not a curated record. The transcript has 3 exons. Lineage: Eukaryota; Metazoa; Chordata; Mammalia; Rodentia; Muridae. Gene Ontology annotation, biological process: G protein-coupled receptor signaling pathway. Gene Ontology annotation, cellular component: membrane. Gene Ontology annotation, molecular function: gonadotropin-releasing hormone receptor activity; peptide binding. Bases 81 to 1064 code for a protein of 327 amino acids.